This is a messenger RNA of Cebus imitator (Panamanian white-faced capuchin), 1190 nucleotides long. It is a transcript of the gene GEMIN8, whose product is annotated as gem nuclear organelle associated protein 8. NCBI's taxonomy places the organism in Eukaryota, Metazoa, Chordata, Mammalia, Primates, Cebidae. The transcript has a single exon. The record is from RefSeq and is a predicted model, not a curated record. Gene Ontology annotation, biological process: spliceosomal snRNP assembly. Gene Ontology annotation, cellular component: SMN complex.
AAAACAAGUGCGCACCCCGGCAACAGCCGCCCCCCUCCGGUCCCCCACUCCCCCUCUGUCUCCAAGAAAAAUUUGGCCCCUGCUUGGCCACCGCCCAGGAUCUGCAAGCUGUGAGCCCAUGAGUUUCGGUGCCCAUUUGGAUUUUCACAAUCAGAGAUGGCAGCGAUGAAGGCAUCAACGUUGAAAGCUACCAGGCCUUGGUAUUCUCAUCCGGUAUAUGCAAGAUACUGGCAACAUUAUCAUCAAGCAAUGGCUUGGAUGCACAGCCACCAGAAUGCCUACAGGAAGGCCGUGGAAUCCUAUUUCAGUGUUCCAUGGUACUUCCCUCCUGUACUUCUUCCCCAAAGCUCUUACAGUAUCCAAGCUGCAUAUCCUCAGUCUUUCUAUGAUGAUCAUGUGGCCUGGCAGGACUCCCCCUGCAGUUCUUCACAUUUCAGAGGGUCUGGGCAGAAUCCACAUGACAGCAGUAGGAUCCAGGCAUCCACAAGAGAAGACCAAGCUUUGUCCAAAGAGGAAGAGAUGGAGACCGAGUCAGAUGCAGAGAUAGAAUGUGACCUGAGCAAUAUGGUAAUCACCGAAGAGCUCCGCCAGUACUUUGCAGAGACCGAGAGGCACAGAGAAGAACGACGGAGGCAGUAGCAGCUGGAUGCGGAGCGCCUGGAGAGCUAUGUGAACGCUGACCAUGACCUGUACUGCAACAUCCCCCGGUCGGUAGAGGCCCCAACUGAGAGGCCAGGUGAGCGGCGCCAGGCUGAGAUGAAGCGUUUGUAUGGGGACAGCGCUGCCAAGAUCCAGGCCAUGGAGGCUGCAGUGCAGCUGAGCUUUGACAAGCACUGUGACUGAAAGCAGCCCAAGUACUGGCCGGUCAUCCCCCUGAAGUUCCAAGCUCGGGACACAAGGUCCCCAGCCUCUCCCUCUUCCUUUUGGGUACACGCUCUUCAUCUCUCCUUGUGUACAUUUCUCAGGGAAAGGGGACUUUGUGCUGAGGUAUAGGCAUGUUCACUACAUUCCCAGUGGGCCUGUCACAGGGUGGAUAAACUAUGCUGGCCAUUUGGAGGUUGGUAGGAUGUCUUCUGUUGCCAAUAUGAUAAAUCAUGAUAAAUUUUCUCCUGAAAAAAUAAUUUUGUAUAUAUUAUACUGGUUUUUUAUGUUGUCGGUAACAGGUCAAUUUAUUAAAGUUCUUGCCUGGA